AUGCCUCUCCAAAAGCCGAGACCAACACCGCCCGGGGGCGGCCGGGACAAUAACUCCUUCCUGUCCCCAUUAGAAUAUGACGCCGACGCGCCGUCGAUCCACAGCGACCAGGAAGCCGAUAGCGACGAUGACAUGCUCCUUCAGCGGGCGCGCAACAGCCGAGAGCUUCGAGCGCACGACCGCCUCGUUUUCAUGGAGGAGGAAGAAACAGAUAAGCUCGUAUUGGAUGCACGACGACGCACGCAGGAAAAGGGCAGGCGUGAGAGCGGGCUCACAAUACCGAACCCGUUGAGAUUGAUUCGGCGUUAUAGCGACACGUCGUUGCGGUCGUCUGCUGCAGGAGAUGAAGAUGAUGGGAGGGAGAAGAAGGUGGACAAGAGGAAGCAGAGGAAAAAUAGGCGCCAGAUGAAAAAGGAUCGAUUGUUGGCCGAGGCGCAGCAUGGGGAGGAUGGUGAGCUGAUGUAUGAAAUGGAGGAAGGGGGCAUGAAGGAGGGGAGCGAGACGGGUGACAGCAGCGAGAGGGAAGACAGUGAGGAGGUCGACCGGGUGCGAAUGAAAUUUUUGGAGGAUACCAAACGAAGGAGGUGGGGUUGCUGUCAGUGGACGCUCAUAAAUAUGAUAAUCGCGGCAGUCUUUACACUGCUGGCCUUGGGGGCAUGGAAGCUGUCCAUGAAGGACAAGAGUCAGAAGCAACAGCAGUAUGUCAGCAACGGAACUGCGCUGUUCGCUCCGACGACAAUCAUCAUCAGCCUAGACGGCUUCAGGGCGGAUUUUCUGAACCGAGGACUGACACCAAGGUUGAACGCUUUUGUCAAAGAGGGCGUGUCACCCUUGUAUAUGCUACCAUCCUUCCCGAGCGUUACAUUCCCGAACCAUUAUACCCUUGUCACCGGGUUGUAUCCAGAGAGUCACGGCGUGGUGGGCAACACAUUCUACGAUCCUGAGCUGAAGACUGACUUUUAUUACACGGACCCUGGCCGGAGUCUCGACCCGAAAUGGUGGGGUGGCGAGCCCUUCUGGGCGACCGCGGAGAAGGCAGGCAUCCGAACUGCCAUCCACAUGUGGCCAGGCAGUGAAGCACACAUUCUCGGUAUUGAGCCUAGCUUCCUGGACAAAUAUAACGGCAAAGAGAAACUUUCUAGCAAGGUAUCCAGGAUCCUCGAAUUUCUGGACAAGCCAGGCAUGGAGGACGAAAAGGCAGACCCCAAAGACAUGCGCCCGCAGCUUAUUGCAGCAUAUGUUCCCAAUGUCGAUGCGGAUGGCCACACCUACGGGCCUAACAGCACGGAGAUAAGAAAAACCAUCAAGGAAGUGGACAGCAUGAUGGACGACAUUUUCAAAGGGCUUGAGCAGAGGAACCUGACUGGCCUUGUAAACGUGGUUGUUGUGUCGGAUCACGGUAUGGCUACCACUGAUAGAACGCGUCUUCUUCAGCUCGACGACCUUGUCGACUUGUCCAAGGUUGAGCACAUCGACGGAUGGCCACUAGUCGGUCUGAGGCCGCGCAAACCAGAAGACCUGCAGUCUUUGUAUGACGAGCUGGUCCGCAACACCAAGGACAACCCGAACGUCGACAUCUAUCUCAAGGACGUUAACAUGCCUGAGCGUUACCACUUUUCUAACAACGAUCGCAUUGCACCGCUUUGGAUAGUUCCCAAAACGGGAUGGAACGUGGUUCAAAAGGAGGAGUUCGACCUACAGGAGGCUAAGACAAAAGACUUGACGUACCACCCCCGUGGACUUCAUGGCUACGAUAACGAGCAUCCUUUGAUGAGGGCAAUCUUUAUUGCGAGGGGCCCGGCUUUCCCACACGCGCCGAAUAGCAAGCUGGAACCAUUUCAAAAUAUCGAGGUCUACAAUAUUCUGUGCGAUUCAGUCGGACUCGACCCAGUGCCGAACAACGGCACCUUGAGAUUGCCCCUCAAGCCCAUUGGGCUGCACAGCCCCGAGGCACCAAUACCAGAUGCUGCCGAUCCCGUCACGUCGAGUACGGCGGCGCAGACCGCCCCGACACAGUCGGUCGGUGUUGACCCGAUACCGGAACCGACCCCGACAGAAUCUCCGGGCAGCAACAAUGGUGGCGAUGACGGAAAGGAUGGUGAUGGUCGGCCGAAGACCGCCAAGGAGAAGCUCGAAGACCUUUGGAGGUGGUUUACGGGCAAGGUUAGUAAGGCUUGGGGGAAGAUCGCGCACCCAAACAGAGGAGACUCUAGCACGGAGGACUCGAAGAGUGCUUGAUAUGCGCAUAUAUGUUGGCUAGUUGGAUUGGCUUAUGUGUUAUUAGCGUUUCCUUUUUCUUAAACCAAAUUGUAGCUUAAUACACAUGUUCUUGAUGACGUUUGGUUUUGGA
Molecule: messenger RNA, 2350 nt
Organism: Pyricularia grisea
Lineage: Eukaryota; Fungi; Ascomycota; Sordariomycetes; Magnaporthales; Pyriculariaceae
Exons: 2
Coding region: 1-2238 (745 amino acids)
Biological process (GO): nucleoside triphosphate metabolic process
Molecular function (GO): nucleoside triphosphate diphosphatase activity; ribonucleoside triphosphate phosphatase activity
Source: RefSeq, a predicted model, not a curated record